Torulaspora delbrueckii is the source of this 1740-nucleotide messenger RNA. RefSeq names its product mRNA splicing protein PRP28 (gene PRP28). Gene Ontology annotation, biological process: mRNA splicing, via spliceosome. Bases 1 to 1740 code for a protein of 579 amino acids. NCBI's taxonomy places the organism in Eukaryota, Fungi, Ascomycota, Saccharomycetes, Saccharomycetales, Saccharomycetaceae. Gene Ontology annotation, cellular component: catalytic step 2 spliceosome. The transcript has a single exon. Gene Ontology annotation, molecular function: RNA binding; ATP binding. The record is from RefSeq and is a predicted model, not a curated record.
AUGGGUCGUCCUCCUAGUUUAGAAAGUUUAUUGGGUAAGAAACGAAAGCCUGAGGGUGAAGAUAGCGGCUUGAACGGUAUAGAGAAGCCCAAGUUUCUGUCGGUAGGUGAACGGGAAAGAUUGGUUGCUACACGUACUCCAAGUGUAAACCAGAAACCUUUAAAAGUUGAGAAGAAGCGGGUUACUGAGGAUUUAGAAGUCCCAGAAGAUAAAUUCAAAUCGAAUAGUGAGCGACAAUCUGUUAAACGCUCACGGUUUAGAUUUGAUUGGAAUGAGGACUCAGAUACGUUAGCUGGGUAUGAACCGAUUGUCAAUACCAAAGUUUCGUUCUUAGUUAAUGAAAAGAGUGGUGGAGAUUCAUUGGAGAGCUCCAGGAUGGGCAAACGUUGGCAGGAAAAGACUCUCAAAGAGAUGACUGAUAGAGAUUGGAGGAUAUUUCGUGAAGAUUUUGAAAUCACAACUAAAGGUGGGUCGAUAGAGAAUCCCAUAAGAAAUUGGCACGAAUCAAGAAUUUUAAAGGAUGAUAUGCUGGACGUUAUCGUCAAUAGCUUAAAAUAUAAGGAACCUACGCCAAUCCAGAGGAUAGCAAUACCCAACAUCUGCAAAAGAGGAAGCAGAGAUUUUCUCGGAGUGGCGUCGACUGGUUCAGGUAAGACAUUAGCUUUUGUCAUUCCCAUAUUGAUUAAGAUGAUUAGUUCUGAGCCGAGGCCUCCAGCUUUGAAAUCAAUAGAAGGUCCAAAGGCCCUUAUAUUGGCACCGACAAGAGAAUUGGCACAACAGAUACAAGCAGAGUCAGAAAAAAUAACAAAACUUUGGAACGUUAAGAAUCCUGAAUACUCUUGUCGAGUAGUUUCUGUCGUUGGUGGGCAUAGUCUGGAAGAAACUACUUAUAAUCUCCAAAAGGGCUGUGAUAUAUUGGUCGCUACUCCUGGACGUCUAAUAGACUCGCUGGAAUCUCACAUACUGACCAUCAAGCAAGUUGAGACCCUCGUCUUGGAUGAAGCUGAUCGAAUGAUAGACCUGGGCUUUGAAGAGCAAGUGACAAAGAUUUUUAACAUUUUGGAGUCUACAUCAGAACAGGGAAAAAUACAGAAACUCAUGUUUACCGCUACGAUGUCCGGAAGUAUCGAGCGGAUCGCGAAUGGUUAUCUACAAAAGCCGUCUUACGCAACUAUUGGUCGUGGUGAAGGUUCAAUUCCGCAAAUUCAACAACUUGUUUACUACUCAGGAAGUGAGGAGCGGCGGUUUAGAAGGGUCAAGAGUCUUCUGGAACAGUAUAUGCCGCCUAUAAUUGUUUUCGUGACUUACAAGAAGACGGCAGAUUGGCUAGUACAAAAGUUCAACCAGGAAACCUCUUUCAGAGUGACGGUGCUACAUGGUUCAAAAUCACAGGAUCAAAGAGAACACUCAUUGCAACUUCUGCGGUCUGGCAAGGCUCAGGUAAUGAUUGCUACCAAUGUAGCAGCUAGAGGCUUGGAUAUACCAAAUGUCUCGCUGGUCGUGAAUUUCCAGAUCUCCAAGCAAUUUGAAGAUUACAUUCACAGAAUUGGUAGAACUGGUCGUGCUGGAAUGAAGGGAACGGCAAUUACAUUCUUGGGGGACGAUGAGAAUACUCAGAUUGUUGAAGAAAUCUCGAAGUACAUCAAAAAUAAUAAUCCCACUAAUUCGAAUGUCUUUGAUAACACUCUGAGGGAAAAAUACAAUAUUGAGAAUCAUCAAAUGGAUGAAUUAAUAUAUUAA